Messenger RNA from Chiroxiphia lanceolata (lance-tailed manakin), 392 nucleotides. RefSeq names its product feather keratin 1-like. The transcript has a single exon. The coding region runs from base 16 to 321 and encodes 101 amino acids. Gene Ontology annotation, cellular component: intermediate filament. The record is from RefSeq and is a predicted model, not a curated record. Gene Ontology annotation, molecular function: structural constituent of cytoskeleton. Lineage: Eukaryota; Metazoa; Chordata; Aves; Passeriformes; Pipridae.
GCUCCAGCCCCAGACAUGUCCUGCUACACCCCGUGCCUGCCCUGCCAGCCCUGCGGCCCGACCCCGCUGGCCAACAGCUGCAAUGAGCCCUGUGUCAGGCAGUGCCAGGACUCCAAUGUCUUCAUCCAGCCCUCCCCCGUGGUGGUGACCCUGCCCGGGCCCAUCCUCAGCUCCUUCCCACAGAACACCGCCGUGGGAUCCUCCACCUCCGCUGCCGUUGGCAGCAUCCUCAGCUCUCAGGGAGUGCCCAUCAACUCCGGGGGCUUUGGCCUCUCUGGCCUGGGCAGUGGCCUCUGUGGCAGGAGCUGCUUCCCCUGCUAAAGCUGCUCCCUGCUCUGGGCUCUCCCCUUGGAUCCACCUCUCUUCCCUCCCUUGACACAUUAAAUUCUGCU